CGCAAGCUCGCUCGAUGCGUCGAAAAAGGGAAAACAUUAACAUCAUCCCGAAACCCUCUAGUAAUCCUAUUCUUCGAAGCUUUUGAGGCAUUUUCAUUUUUUUAUUUGCAGGCCAUUGUUCAAGGCAGCAUAUUCCUUUGUGGUAUGAUCAGUUUCUAUUUUAUAUGUCAACUUUUUACUGACAGAUGGGCAGAUUUCAUAACGAUGACUAUUCCUUGGGAGAGCUGUCAUCAUGGAUUUCUGUGGGAAGUUCACUUUAGCUCAUGGUAA
Messenger RNA from Haemonchus placei, 270 nucleotides. Lineage: Eukaryota; Metazoa; Nematoda; Chromadorea; Rhabditida; Trichostrongylidae. The record is from the annotation of a GenBank genome assembly.